This is a messenger RNA of Schistosoma intercalatum, 1596 nucleotides long. The record is from the annotation of a GenBank genome assembly. NCBI's taxonomy places the organism in Eukaryota, Metazoa, Platyhelminthes, Trematoda, Strigeidida, Schistosomatidae.
AUGUCAGCUUACCGAAUGUAUCGUUUAUUUUAUCAAAAGUUUCAUUUCUACAACUAUUGUAUAUAUAACAUUCAGGGAAGAUUUUUCAGUAAAUCAAAUUAUAAAAUUACUACAUUAUUUGAAAAUGCAACAAAGCAGGAUAUUUCGAGAUCAUACAUUAACUCUGUUUUAUCACCAUUAGGUGAUUUUACUGUUUCAGUUAGUGAUUGUAGAGAUAUGAACAACAACUUACCUUCAACUCACUUAUCAUUUUGGCCUUGUCUUCUGAACUACGCUAGUUAUCAUGAUUGUCCUGAAUUAAGAAGAUCAUUAACCAACUACAUUUUGAGUGAUAUAAAUGAACAUAGCAAUGCUACAUUAAUGUGUACAUUAAAAUUGUUAGGCAUUCAAGAACGUUAUACUGAAUUCAAAAGUUUGUACGAUUAUUUUUUGCUUCGAUUAAAUGCCGUAGAAAAAAAAGUUUUUCAAAAUGAUAUAGCCAAAUCGGUCGCACGGACGCCGUUUUGGAGAGACACACCUGAAUUAUUAUUCUCUUCAGAAACGAAAAAAUGUGAUAAUUCAGCAAUUUAUGAACAAAUGUGUUCUUCCGCCUUAAAAUUUGAUACUAUCUCUUCUUUUUUUGAAUGUAUGCACAAACUAAGUGGUUCACCACGAGAAAAUGUUUUCUAUGAAUUUUUUAAUAAGUUAAAUGGGCUAGAAGAAGAAGAAUCUGUUCGUUUAGUCAGUCAGUUAUUUCAAAUAAUGCAAACACAUCGAUGGAUAAUUACUUAUGAGAUUGCUGAAUGUAUUCAACGUUGGUUUGCAAAUUUGAAGCAUGAACGUUGGUCAGGAGUUUUAUCUGCAUUUGUUAAUAGAGGCUAUUUAUGUUCAGUAUGUAGAAAAAGUCUACCACCACCAGACAUGUCACAGUUUCAUUUUUCCCAAAUGGCUGAUGCAUUUUAUGAAACAGUGAUAAAGGGGACAGAUAUUGAAAGUUUAUAUCUAACAGCAACAUCGAAUGAAGUUAUGACUCUAAAACGAUUUGUUGAUUCUCAAAGUGAACCCUUAGAUUGUAUUAUCGAUUUUAUGAAUCUUAUGAAUAUGCGCAAAUUUCUCUCUUCCGAUUCGUCAGGAUUGCAGGUUGCUGAGGUUUUGAGACAGAUCAACAAAGAUUUCAAUCUUCGGCGUUUUUGUUUUGUCAGUAAAGGGAAUACAAUCAUACGUAAAUCAGAGUUUUGGAAUCCAAUUAAAAUGUUAGGAAAUCAGUUGGGUAUCUCUGUUCAAAAAUUCUGUACAAAUUCUUCAUCAGAAGACGAUGUAUUCCUCCUCUAUAUGGCGAUGAAGUCUGGGCCACAGUGUUAUAUAGUAUCUAAUGAUGAAUUCAAACAAUAUCGUUUUUCAUCAGGUCCAGAACUUGGAGAACAAAUUUCUCGGUGGCAGUCUCUCAGACAACUUGUACUACAACCUCGUGGUCGGAUAUACCAAAAACCCUCAAAGUGUGACUUGUGUGUACAUGGUAACCUAGAAACCGGUUGGCACAUCCCUUAUUAUAAAGGGCACCACCAGAAAUUCCACACUGCAGUCGAUUCGUGGCUUUGUUUACAUCGUUUGAAAUAA